GUUAUUAAUAGCAAGUUUUAAUAGAUUAAAUGGUCAAGGUAAAUAUGUAUUAGUUGAAAACUCUAAUUAGUAGCCAGGUGUCAUACGUUUUUGUUGAAUAUAGCUAGUGAUUCUUUUCCUCUUAAUUUAUUUGGGAGACUGUUCCACAGUUUAGCCCCUCUAUAGCUAAGACUUUUUUAAGAUAUUCAGUCUUAGCCUUGGGCAAAUGGAGUAUAGUGGAAGAGCCCCGCAAAUUGUAGUGCUGGGAGGAAGACGUCUUUUGAAAAAUAUCAGUAAGUCGUAAGGGCGCUAGAUCAUGAGUAAUUUUAUACAUAAGACUUGCCACAAACUGAGUACUGCGUUUGCUCAGAGGCUUCCAGUUUAAUUCAUUUAGAGCAAGUUCAGAUUGACCAUGUUCAUUUUUACGACCCACGAUAGCUCUAGCAGCCCUAUUUUGUAAUUUCUGGAGACGAUCAGAAAGUGUGGUACCAAUGGUGUCCCAUACUUCGCAACAGUAAUCAAGGUGAGGCAAAACAAGUGCAUUAUAGGCACAAAUUAAUGUAUUACGGUCUACACAUGGCGGACGCGGACUGGCGGACGCGGACUGGCGGAGGCGAACUGGCCUGCGCGCGUUUCAACCGCGUAUAUUAACUCGAAACUUACGGAUAUUCAAACUUAAGCAUACAUGAUGAUGAUGAUGAUGAUGAUGAUGAUGAUAAACUUUAUUUAACCACGCUAACAUUGUAAGCAGAAGCUGAUUUCCACAAUGGGCGUGUAAAAAUCAUUAACAAAUUGUUACAAGUAAAAUAAUAAGGAAAUAUUAACAUGCAGAAUAUAAAAUUAUUAAAAUAUAUACAAAAAGUUUGCAAUUUACAAUGAUGUGGUUGUCUUUAUAAGCUAUAGGUAGCGAUUUUUCUUUUAAAACUUGAGAGCAAAUUACUUUCUUUUAUAUUUUUUGGAAUAGUUCCAUAUGGAAGCUCCAUCAUACAUGAAACUCUUUUUCAUAUUGUUUGUGUUUGGCUUGGGCAAACGUAUGGUACUUGAGCUGUUACGAAGACUGCGGUUUAAUAUUUCUUUUUUGAAAGUAAAUAAUUCUUUGAGACAAUUUGGCCCCAUGUUAUUGAACGUUUUAAACAUUAUUUUUGCCUUUGCUUUCACUCUUUGUUCCUUGACUGGUUCCCAUCCUAAUAUAUUUAGCACAGUUUGUUGAUCUACCUCAUUACGCACACAUGCUAUUACACGGGCAGCUCUGUUAUGAAGUUAUUGGAGACGCGUGGAUUGCGUUUCACCAAAUAUAUUCCAAACUUGACAACUGUAGCUAAAGUAGGGUUGAAUUAUAGCAUUGUAUACGGAAACGAGUGUUUUUUUAUCAACAUAUUCUUUAAUGCUUUUGAGAGCGUAUAUUCCAGAUGAUACCUUUUUACAUAUAGUAUCUGUAUUGCUCUUCCAACACAAAUUUUCAUCAACAGAAUUUAAAGUUGCUGAACAGAAGCUUUUUUCAGCAUCUGUUUAGUACCAAUAAUUUGAAAUUCAGUUUUUGCCACAUUCAAGCUCAGUUUGUUUGCCAUGAGCCAUUUACGAAGCAUUUCUAAAUCUGAGUUUACUGCAUCUUCAAGAUCACUUAAGCAUUCUCCAGCUGCUGUGAUAUUUGUAUCAUCAGCAAACGGCCGUGGUUUUGUUUUACUCAGACAUGCAGGUAGAUCAUUAAUAUAGAGUAAGAAGAAUAGUGGCCCCAAUAUAGACCCGUGGGGUACACCACAUUUGACGUCAUUUCCCCCUGAAAUAGAUCCAUUGACUUCACAUCUUUGAGUACGACCAGUUAAGUAUGAUUUGAGUAAUAGAAAUGCACUUCCUGUGAUUCCAACUAGUUUUAGUUUUUGCAAUAAGAUCUCAUGGUCAACAGUAUCAAAUUAAGGUUUAUUUAGGUCUACAAAUACAACCAAAUUAAAAAGUUUUCUAUCCAUGUUUAUGUACCGAUCAUUUGUGCAAUCAAGUAAAGCUGUUGCAGUUGAAUGAAAUUUUCUGAAACCAAAUGAUGCUCAGAAAGUAUGUCAUUUGCACUCAAAUAUUCAUAAAGUUGAGUAUAUAGGAUACGUUCCAUAAUUUUACUAAUGGCUGGCAACACAGAAAUUGGUCGAUAAUUUCCUGGCAAGUUUCGUUUGUCAUUUUUAAAAAGGGGAAUUACUCUUGCAAUCUUCCAUUCAUGUGGAAAAGUACAUAAAGUUAUUGCUUGAUUAAAGAUGUAAGGCCAUAUAAAAAAAAAAUAGUUGGUUAGCGUCCUUGGCUUCUGCCAAAAAGUGGGCGGGCGGGCGCUUUUUUUUUUAAUUUUUACUAAUUUUUAACGCCUUGGUUUUACUCACUGUUAUAGGUCCGAAACUGGAUUUUCUUGCGCAGUACAGAUAUUUUUUUAUAUAUUUCAAAAUAUAAUUUAUACCGUCAUUUUCGCACGCAAUUUCGCAAAUUAUUAACACAAUUGACUACAGUCAACAGAAAUACUACAUAUAUUAGAGCCCGUUGAUCAAUAAAAGUCGGGUUUUUUUAAAAUAAAAAAUAAAAAAAAGUCCUGAGCGGGGCCUUUUUUGUGGGCGGGCGGGGACGCUAACCAACUAUUUUUUUUUAUGUGGCCUAAGUCAAUGAAUCGGAAAUUAAUGGUGCAGCCAUUUUGAUUAUCUUGCUGGAUAUUUUAUCCAGGCCAGUAGCUUUGCUACCAGACAGUUCACGUAAUAAAAGACAAACACGACUAACAGUAACUGACUGGAAUGCAGUAAAUUCAGAAUUAGUUUUGUCAAGGAAGUCUUUAGAAUGACAUUCUGGUGUACUAAUUUCUUCGGCUAAAUUCGGUCCCAUAUUUGAAAAGAAGGUAUUGAAGCCCUCAGAAAUUUUAUCAGGGCUUGUUAAUUUUAUGCCAUUUAAGUUUAAUUCGUUUACUUAAGUUCUUUGAUUUUGUUUAUCAAGUAAGGUAUUAAUUGUCUUCCAAGCAGCUUUUGGAUCUUGCUUUUCAGUCGCUAUUUUAUUGGAAUAAUAUACCUUUUUGGUUUGUCUUAGAAGAUUGUUGGUUUCAUUUCUGGCUUUUUUUAUAGUUAUCCCAAUCUGUUUCAAGUUUAGUGAUAAUUGCCUUUCUUUUCAAAUUAUCUCUUGCAGUUAUUAAUUUUUUUAUAUGACUAGUAAUCCAAGGAUUUUUUUUAGAUUUUGUUUUUUUGUUUUGAAUUGGGGCAUGUUUAUCUAGGACUUGUCAGAAAAGUUGUUUCCAAAUUUCCCACAUAGUGUCAGGAUUGUUUGCAAAAAAUAGACAUGUUCCCAUGUUUGAGUUCCUAGGUCUUCUAAAAACUGCUGUUGAUUAAAUUUUUUUAUAUUUCUAAUUUCAAUUAUGUUAUCAUUAUCUUUGUGUCGAAUGUUAAUCUUUCCUAUGCCAUAAAUGAGACUUCACUAAUUCCAGUAUGUAUUACACCACAUUUGGAUAUUUUUCCUGGUUCAUUGGUAAUAAAAUAAUCAAUAAGUGUGGAAGAUGUCCUAGUGAUCCGUGUGGCUUCAUCGAUUAUCUGGGAUAAUUGAUAAAUUUCGAGUAAAGAUUUAAGUGUCUUAGUUGGAUGCUCGGGAAUAGACUUAAAAAGGUCGCAGUUAAGAUCACCGACUAUAUAUAUUCCCUUGUUUUCGUUAUCAAUCUUUUUUAAUAGGUUUUCAAGAUGGAUAAAAAAAUUCGAUGAACUUAAGCAUCUGGUGGUCUAUAAACCGUAACAGCCACAAAUGGUCUGCUAUGCAGUUUAGUUAUCUCUAUGCAUAUAGCUUCUAGAUCGGCUGGUAUAUGAUCUUGUCUGAUUUGAUAGUUUAUAGAAUUACGUAGGUAAAUGCAAACACCACCACCAUUUCUAGACCUAUCUUUUCUUAUAAUGCCAUACCCAUCCAUAUGAAUCAUACCAUCAGUUAUGGUUGAAUUAAGUCUGGUCUCACUAAAUGACAUUAUAUCGAGUAAUUUGUUUGACAUAGUUAAGUUAAUUUCAUCAAAUCUUUUUGGCAAGCUUAAUAUGGAAGCAGGCCAUAAUUUGUUUUACAUACCGUUUCGACUCCAGUAUGGAAUAACUUUUGAGCGACCAGUAAAUAGUUCUAGUUAUGGCUAAACUACAAGUCUUUUACGCAUGUGCGUACAGGCAUAAUCUUGUUUGGGUGGGGGGGGGCACAGUAUUUGUUUCCCCAACUGCUUUGCAUUAUGUUGCACCGUACACAUGUACAACUUUGUUCGAGAUUUUUUCAGGGCUUUUUUAAGGAUUUCCCGUGGGGGGGGGGGGGAUUUUUCGAAAAGGGACCUUUCUACGAGAUAUAUAUUAGAAGGGGAUAGCCAUGUGGGCGACAUACCAUGCAUGAAUCCCUUGGGGUGUCUGGCCAUGCGGCAUGUUCCCGCAGAAAAUGUACGAAAUUUGAAGCCCGGAAAUGCUAUUUCCUGCAUUCUGAGCAUUCAAGUUUGCUUUAAAAUUUAUGACGUUCAAUUUGAGCUUCCCUUGAGUGUCAUUGCUGUUUUUGAAUAGCUGGAAGAUGGGUAGUUACACAGUAAGGUAUGAUACUAACCAUACAGCUAUUCAAAACCAGCAUUGACAUUCAAGGAAAGCUCAAAUUGAACCUCUACUCUUUGAGUGUGAGCGCGAAUGACCUUUUAGAAUGCGGGCGUUAGUGGUAGAAAAACGUAACAACUUAAAUCGAUUUUGUUCAACAAGGACAAAGGAUGAAGCCAAAACUUUCUUUCUGUUUAUCUAUUUGUUAUUCUUCGCUGACUUGUUAGAAUAAAUUUAGGAAAAUGGGACUUUUCUUGGAGGGAUGACAAAAUGCGAUUUUGUUGGGGCACAAGAGGGGAUAUUUGCUCCCAUCCCAGCUUGUAUGUUAUGUCCCUGGAUUUCGUAUAUGCUUUUAACAAAUGAGUGUGAUUGUGUAAUGGCGCUUUAGUAUGUUCAAUAUAUUCAAUGUUUCCGGAAUCUUCAUAAUCUUUCCGUCAUCAUUCAUAUACAGGUGUACUUCAUAUAUGACAAAGUAUGUUAAAGGCAAUUAAUAUUGGCGUUAAUUAUAUUUAAUUAUUGAUUGUAGACCGCGGUUCUUCUUAUCACAUUUGACGAGAGUUAUAUGUUUUGCCCGGAUAACACAUGGAUUUUUGCUCAAUUGCCCGACCUUAAAAAUUUUGGGGAGGGCCAGAGCUCCAAGGAUCAACCCCCCCUCCAACCCUUCUGGCCGAUGCGCCUAUGCCAAGCUUUGCACUGUUUUGUCUUGAAACACUAAAAAUAAUGUAUAAAAGAUUCGUUGUUUUAUUAAUACUAGCUUUUUAGUCACUUGAACAUGAUGUCAUAAUGCAGUCUAAUCGUCAUUAUAAACUUAUUAUCGCUUAGUUUCAUCUUAAAAUAUGUGAAGAAAUUAAGAUCAAUAUUAACAUACGUCUUUCUAAACGUUCAGGAGCCUUUUAGUGAUUGAUGUUAGGGCUUCAAAAUUUCAUACCUGCGCAAGUUUUCCCGUCUCCUACGAAUCCGCUUUUACAUUGGCAGAGGUAUGAGCCUUGAGUGUUGUUGCAAGUUGCAUUUCCGUGACAAGGGAAAUUUUCUUCCAAGCAUUCAUCAAUGUCUGAAAAAGUCAAAAUAUUAUAGGCCUUAGAAUUUGACCCUCUACUAUACUACACCAUACCAUACCAUACCAUACCACACCACACCAUACCAUACCAUACCAUACCAUACCAUACCAUAUCAUACCAUACCAUACCAAGCCUUACCAAACCAUACUGUAUCAAACCACACCAAACUAUACCACCCCAUAGCCUGCCAUAUCAAACUAUGCCAUAACAUACCAUAUCAUAUCUUACCAUAUCAUAAAAUACCUCAUUAUUAACUCAAAGUUUAACUACUUACAUUUACAUAAUAAACUUAAAAUAACUCAAAACGAGGUUGCCCCUGCUCAUAUCCCUGGCAUCCCCUUGUCCACGUUGCCUUUUUUCUUUGCUCACAAUGGCGACAGUCACUGGAAGCUGCGACGAUGAAGUUGUUAUGUCAGAAAUCCAGUCGAAUCCGAAGACACCUCCAGGUAAUCUUAACAGUGAUACAAUCGAACAAAUUUCGAAAGCUGCACAGGAUCAACUUUCGGCUAUAUUGCCGAGUAUGAUUCAAGAAAUCAGCAAGUUAACACCUCGUACUGAAGGAGCACACAUGUUGGCACAAACUCCCCAGUUAGCCGCCGGGUCAACACAAGGCUUACGAAAGCGUCCGUUGUCCUCCCGGUUAGCCGCCGGGUCAACACAAGGCUUAAAUGAACAAACUGAACAAGUUUCAGACGAGAACGAGGACGUACAAGAGAUUAAUGCGGAGGAAUUUGAACCUCCUGCAAAGAAGGCCAACCUGUCUGAAUCCACGGAAUUUAGUGACCUAAACGAAGAUAGUCCUGGACGCUGGGAAGCUUCAGAAGAACUUUCUAGUCUUCUUAAUGUUUUAUUCAUUAACAAAACGCUUUCUACAUACGAACGAAAGCAGAUAACUAAAGAAUUCCCGCGUCCAAAUAUCGAGGCAGUAUACACACUAGUUCUCGAUAAUUAUUUGAGCUCACUGAUUGCUGGAGCGAAAGGUGUAGACAAAGAGCCUCAAAGGCUCCAAGAUCACAUUUUAGAUGUGGUUGGGCCAUUAUCGAUGGUCUUUGAGCAUGUAUCAGGAUGGCAAUCAAGCCAAGACAGUGCCAAGACAAUCACUGUACCUUCGAACAAUAUUAAUGGCAUCUAUGCAUGCCUGACAAAAGUCCUGUGUUUAUUGGGAAGUAUUAACAAUCAGUUAACAGUUCAGUGAAGAAAACAAAUUUUGGAUAAACUUAAUCUAAAGUUAAAUUCACUUGCCACUGAGCCAUUUCCAGAUGCCGGCAAGAUGUUGUUUGGUGAAUCCUUUGAAGAAAAGAUUAAACAAAGGAAUGAAACAGCUCGGAUUAUUUCAGCAGCAACUGCAAAGAAACCAGCAAAUCAGUUUUUUCGCAGAGGGGCCCCCUCCAGUUACCGCCCAUGGCGUGGGGGCCAGGAACGGUACAGAUGGAAUUACCAAGCCCGAGGAAGGUACUCCUUUCGAACCCGUGGCCGGGGGAGAGGCAGAUUCCCAAACCGUCAAUUCCAAACAUCCCAGUCACAACAAAGCCAGCAGUGAUUGCUCAAAGUGGUCAAAUAACAGGUAUAUUAAAAAACGAAACAAACUUAACACAUUUCCCCCAAAUAAAUGCAUUGUGGGAAAAGUUCGGGCUGCGUCAUGUAAGCUCAAACCAGUUGCCACUAGCAGGUCGUUUAAAAUAUUUUGUAAAAAAUUGGGAAUUAGUGACAAACGACCCCUGGGUACUCCAGGCUGUGUCAGGGUACCAAAUUUGUUUUUCAAAUCUACCAUUCCAGAAAACUAUUCCGACAAUGAUGGUGUCAGUAGAGGACCAAGAGGUCAUAAACAAAGAGGUGGAAGAAUUGAUAGGAAAACAAGCAAUACAAUAUUUUCCACCACAACAACACAGCACAUGUUUUUUAAGCACGCUGUUUGUGGUCCCCAAGAUAGGUGGGGGCCAACGGCCAAUUUUCAAUCUCAAACAAUUGAACCAAUUUUUCAGUACGAACAUUUCAAAAUGGAGGGCAUACAUAUGCUGCGAGACCUUCUGCAACCAAACGAUUAUAUGGCAAAAAUCGAUCUAAGAGAUGCCUAUUUUACAAUUCCCAUUUAGAAUGAUCACCAAAAAUUCCUUCGCUUUCUUUGGAAAGAUACCCAAUGGGAAUUUAUGUGCCUGCCUUUCGGAUUGGCCAGUGCCCCACGCGUUUUCACAAAAAUCCUAAAACCAAUAGUUGUUUUUUUAAGAAAACAGGGCAUUCGAUUAAUAAUUUAUCUAGACGAUAUAUUAUUGAUGGCAUCAACAACCGAAACACUGUCACAUCAUGUGACACUUACAGUAGCACUCCUAGAGUUGUUGGGAUUUGUGGUAAACUACCAGAAAUCCCAACUGAAUCCAGUUCAAUCUCUCGAAUUCCUGGGUUUUCAAAUAAAUUCGGUAACAUUCAAAUCAGUCUUCCCAAAGACAAAGUAAAAAACAUCAAACACGAAUGUCAGAAAGUCCUAAACCACCAAACAAUAACCUGAGAUCACCUCAAUGCUUGGAAUGGAAGGGCUCUGUUGAGAGAGCCUCCAACGUUGAUCAUCGAGACAGAUGCAUCAACAACAGGUUGGGGAGCUCGUUGUGGGCAAACACAAACCAGGGGCCUUUGGUCCCAAACAGAGCGCUUGUUACACAUAAAUUGUCUGGAACUACUUGCAGGGGAGUUCGCUCUCAAAUCAUUUCUAAAGAGCAAAUGCAAUAUCCAUGUUUUGUUGCUCAUGGACAACACGUCAGCCAUAAGUUACAUAAACAAAAUGGGUGGCUCAACAUCGUUAGUCCUAUCCAGCCUCGCCUUCGACCUUUGGCAAUGGUGUCUCGAACACUCAAUCACGGUCGAGGCACACCAUUUUCCAGGGAGACUGAACACAGUAGCCGACUACGAAUCCCGAGCUGGUCCAGAUUCCAGCGAUUGGCAACUGGAUCCAGUUGUGUUUCAGAAAAUCAACUCCAAAUGGGGUCCUUUUUCAGUAGAUCUUUUUGCAACAAGACUGACAGCGCAACUGCCAAGAAUUGUGAGUUGGAAACCAGAUCCAGUGGCAGAGGCAGUGGAUGCCUUUACACUGGAUUGGUGCCAACUCGCAGGGUGUGUUUUCCCUCCAUUUGCCCUAAUAGGGCGUUGUCUGAGGCAGAUUAAACAACAGUCAGUUCCUCAAAUAACCAUGGUCACACCAGUGUGGGAGACCCAGUCCUGGUAUCCGCUACUGCUGGGAAUGAUAAUAGAAGCCCCAGUGCUACUACCAUCAUUCCCAGGGUUUUUGAGACAAGAAGACAAACUACAUCUUCUUACUCACCUGCAAUUAGCCGCAUGGCGUGUCUCAGGAGAAAUUUCCAAAGUGCGUCAAUUUCACAGGCAGCUCAAGGACUUCUCUUGGCUGCAUGGAGAGUCCGAACAGAGAAGACUUACUCUUCUGCCUGGCGGAAGUGGACUGGCUGGUGUAGUGAACAACAAUUCAAUCCACUUUCAGCACCUUUAGAGGCCAUAGUGAACUUUAUAGCUAUUCAGUUUGAAUUAGGGCUAGAAUAUCGUACACUCAAUGUUUAUCGGUCAGCUAUAUCUGCUACACAUCCACAGAUCCAAGGUUGGAAUGUAGGCGAGCACCCGGUAAUAGUUAAAUUGUUGAAAGGGAUUUUUAAUUCUCGUCCUCCUAUGCCUAUGCCUAGGUAUAUUAAUACUUGGGAUGUGAAUGCAGUCACAAAGUAUUUUGAAAGUUGCAGUGCGAAUUACAAACUAACAUUAAAACAAUUGAGUAAGAAACUAGUUGUGCUGCUAGCACUUACUUCGGCAGAAAGAGGCUCAGAAUUAAUUGCUCAUGAUUUAAGGUUCAGGGGAUUUCAUCCAGAAGGGGUAUCGUUUAACCUUCCGGAGCUUACCAAAGGAGUUCGUACAGGGAAACCACUGAAAAUCUCUUUUCAUGCAAAUUUUCCCACAAAUGAGUUGCUGUGUCCUGUCGCAUGUCUCAAAGAGUAUGAGAAACGAACAAACAAUUUUCGUCCGAGUUCCAGCAAAGAACCAAAUAAACUGUUUGUAUGUAAUAUUUCAAAUCCGAGUUAGUGUUUUAGACGUGGUUUCUAAAUACAAGUGCCAUGAACAAUGGCGAGGCGCAGCCGAGCCAUUGUUCAUGGCACUGGGGAUUUGGAAGCCAAGUUUAAAACACUAACGAGGAUUUGAAAUUGCUACUCACACAUCAUUAGACUUUCAUAGCAAUGAGGCAUGAAAUUAUUAGAUAUUCAAAAAAGUGAGCGUGGCCAUUAACGAUUACAUUCGCUUGAAAGUUUGCAUGAAGUGCAACGAAGCAUUCAGUUCGCUUUCGUCGUGAAUAGAUUAAUUUUGUUGGCAAAAGAGCAUGGUAUCUUCUUAUAAUAUAAGAAAAAGCGGUUUCGAGAACCAGAAAGUGUUGAGCACAGUAUUGUGCACAGUAUUGUCGCUCGGCUGACAAGGUUGGGGAUCCGAAAAACAAUAUAUCAGAUUGUGUGUGCGAUAAGGCGCUAUCUGGUGGAAAAUGAAAGAGCCGAAGUGAAUAUAUAUUUUAUAGACGGUAAACAUUACUGGUAAGUUGCUGUAUUAUAGUGUUUAAAGCGCUGUUUAUUAUGAUAGUUGGUAAAAAAGUUGGUUUUCCUAUAUUUAUGUAGUUUUCAAACGUUCAGGAAAAGUGUUAGCUAUAAAGUGUAGUUAGAAUAAAUUUCUAAAUACAACUUACUGUAUUUAGAAAUAAUUCUAAACAUAGCAAUUAAAUAUAUUUGCAUAGUCUUUUGUUUACCCCUCAAUUUCCCUAUUGUUCAAAGCCCUUCCCACUUGAAGUAAUUAAAGUCCUGGUCUAGACGGGAUAUCCAGAUAGAUACACGUGAUGUAAAUUAAACCAUGUCAUUGGCCGAAAUGCUAUGAAUAUCUAAUGAUGUAUGAGAACAGUAAAUAAACCUCACAAACCUAUAACCUCCUCAACGUUGUCCCAUUGGGUAAAGGAUUGCUUACUAGAAGCAGGAAUAGACAACAAUGUAUUUAAAGCACACUCUACAAGAGGUGCAUCGACGUCUGCAGCAGCUAGAGCUGGUAUUUCUCUUCCUGAAAUAAUCAAAUUGGGAGACUGGACAAAGGAUAGUACCUUCAAGCGAUUCUAUUAUCGUCCGGUAUGGAAUGCUACUGUAGGUCGUUCGAUAUUACACAAUGCUUCAGUAGGAUGAGGCUUUAAACUUACAUUGUUAUAUCGAGGCGAGUAUUAUGAAGUACAAUUGGGGAUUAUGCAAAGGCUGCUUGCAGCCUGCAGCAUAAGCAUAAUUGUACGAAAUAAUAAGAAACGAGAUAUAACAAUGUAAAUCCCACCCACCUCUACCCCUAGUUAUGUGGAGUUUGUUAUGUUUGUUAUUAUUAUUUUCUUUUAGUUUGGAUUUAUAUUGAUGGUCCAUGGUCUUGGAUUGUUCCCCCGAUAUGCCAGGGAUAUGAGCAUGGGCAACCUCGUUUUGAAUUAAAGUUAAUAUAUCCUGUAAAUUGCUAUUGUGAGUGAAGUUAAUAAAGGGCAUUGUUAAUAAGUAUAUUAACUCAUAAACUUUAUAAGUGUGGUCAAUAUAGCCUAUAUAUAGUUUCCAUUUGGUCGCUAGUUGUCGCUGGCACGACAUGUGGCUGAUGUAAUAGAGUGUCAACAGAACUUUAUAAAACUCUAUUAUUAUAAAGACUAUUAUUAUACUAGACUAUUUCACAUCUACCGCUUGUCGUGCGACAACUAACGACCAAAUGGAAACCAGGCUUAUAUGUGGCUGUAACUUUCGAUCGUUUCAGGAAGGAGCUGAGACCCUUUGCAUAUUUUAUGCGUUUAGCCCCCAUGAGCUGUGAUAGCACAAUCUCGUGCAAAAAAAUGAGACUUUUGAUACUUCAUAAACUUAAGCUAGAUCUAGAUCACGUUGUCUCACUUGCCUGUUGUGUUUGCUCGGCUCGUUACAUUCGGUGGCAGCGGAAAAUACUGCAAUGUCUGCAAUGUUCCUGUGAAAGUUUUAUGAUUGCGAUUUUGAUGCUUGGUUACGCGAAUUUGAUGCUUGUUGUGCUGCAAAUGGUUGGAAAGUAACCGAGGCCUAACGACGAAAAAAUUUUUUGGGGGGGGGAAAUGGAAUUUUUAACAAGGUCGCCCCCCAGGAGAUUCGGCCCCCUCAAAAGGGGGGCGAUAUUCUUAGGAAUAUCGCCCCCCCCGGGGAAGAAUAUCCUAGGAAUAUCGCCCCCCCGGGGGGGAUGGGGCGAAUACCCUAGGAAUAUCGCCCCCCUUUAGGAUAUUCGCCUCCCAUAUAUGCGAUGUGGUUUAUUCAGAUAAUUUCGUGAUACUUUCAUCUUAUCAGUGCCUUCACGUUUGAGAAUUUAACUCUGCAAAACUAAUGUUUUUUGGUCUUUUUUGAAACGUAUUACUGGAGUGUUGGCAAGUUUUACCAUUCAAAGAUUAACAAAUUAAUAUUGAAACUGUAAAAAACAGUUUCAUGUAUACGCGCAUUCACUAAUGAGUAAUGACAACUUAUAAGCCAAACAUUUUCCGAUAACGACAAAACGCUUGUGUAGCCUUCUAUAGCCCUUCUUAGUGACUAAUAAUUUUUUUGUGGGGGGGGAGGCAAAAUGGGAGGGGAGGGGGAAUUGGGGGAAUUGGCGCCACCACCGGUGACAACAGACUUCUGUCUUUACGUGUUCUCAAUGCGUCUAAGAGCCCGAUUGAACUGGCUGCUGGUGAGCAUUAUAUUUAACAGAUUUUUGUCCUUUGAUAGAAUCGUGCCUGUCACAACCCAACAUUUGUGGGGCGGUUGUGAAUAGUAGGACAUCACAGCUUAUUUCAGAUAAAAAUAGAGCCUAUAAUUGACCCGCCAUUUCAAGUUGAAGAUGUAGGUGCAAGUUAAAAGAAUUUGCCAAUUUGAGUUUUCGGAUGUUUUUGACGAAAGUUGCAUGCAUAUCAUUAUUGUAUAAUCUUUUGUAUUUGUAUAGUUUUCUCCGGGACUUUCUGAAAAACGGGUGUGGAUAUAUAAUAGACAGGCGCAAACCAAAUGUGGACUGGCGGACGCGGACUGGCGGACGCGGACUGGCGGACGCGGACUGGCGGACGCGGACUGGCCUGCGCGCGUUUCAACCGCGUAUAUUAACUUGAAACUUACGGAUAUUCAAACUUAAGCAUAUAUGAAAAUAUCUCCACUUUGGUUGGAUUUAUAUUCUCUGCAAUAUGGAGCGAAAAAUUGUUGCCUAAACGAGGGGUCAAAAUGCGCGCGUUUCAACCGAGUAUAUUGACUCGAAACUAACGAAUAUACAAACAUAACGCAUAUUUAUCGAAAGCUAAUGAAAAUAUCUACAUAUUGGUGGGAUUUAUAUUCUUGUAGCCACAAUACUGAGCGAAAAAUUGCUGCCUAAACGAAGGUUUCGAAACUGUGACGUCGGAGUACAGAAUAUAAUUUCUAGCUGGAAUAUACCUGUCUGAUUUUAUGUGCGCAUUUCAAAGCGUAUAUUAAUCCGAAACUUAUGGAUAUUCAAACUUAGCACAAUUGGAAGAAAGCGUCCGCGUCCAGUCCGCGCCCGUCUUUUAUCCAUGCCCUCUGAAAAACACAACUUCUGAUGUUGGUUUUGCUUAAUAAAUACUCUUAUCAAUCAAUCAAUCAAUCAAUCAAUCAAUCAAUCCAUCAAUCAAUCAAUCAAUCAAUCAAUCAAUCAAAAGUUUAGGACACACAAACAUCUUGACACAUGAAAUUCACACAGGGAAUAGCAUACCAAUUAGGCAACAUCCUCGUACGUUGCAUUCCUUAUAUGCCCACCCACAGGGGGUCCAACUAAGAGCUGUGUUAUGAAUAUGAAUAAAACAUCAUAUUAAUUAAACGUAAUAUGAAUAAAACAUCAUAACGUAAUAUAGUUAAAUUAUUGCACUUACUUGUAUAAAUCAUAAGAGCUUACAUUUAUAGUGAAUAGCUUCAAACAUUGCUUCGAACGAUGAUUCACAACAUAAACAACAUAGUUUGCUAUUGUUCAAAUAUGGCGAAUAAAUUGACACAACGAAAAUAUUACAUGGCGUUCCUACGAAAAUAACAGCAAGGAUUGCUGGCGCGCGAGCGGAAAGGCGAGGGAAGAAUAAAUUAAUAGAAGGGAUGAAACACCGGUGUAUUUGUAACGCUUGGUUAAUUAGUUGAUAUAUUGAUUAGUUAGAAAGACAUGGCUACGAAUGAAUGGUGACUUUGUUGUAAUGUGGAGGUAUAUGUGUGCCUUCAAAUUGCAUAUGUAUGCCUUCAUAUCAAUUAAUAUUAUAAUUACCAUUUUGACAGAUCUUUCCUUCGUACCCCUUCUUACAUAGACAGUUGAAAGGUUUAACUGGAUCCCAGAUCAUUGUUCCACCAUUGUGACAUUCAUUCACUUCUCCUCUGCACGAUGCCUGCAAAAUAGUUCAUUGCAUGAUGACAUGCAAACAUACUGGUAUCUAUUUUAGAGACUGACAAAGUUUAAAUACGGGAUACAUUUUUUUCUUUAAAAUAAUGCAUGGAUUCGUAUUUCAACCAACAUUUGGGUACACUACAGUAAUUCCCUUUUAGUUGAAUGUCAAACGCCAAAAUCUCCCUGUUGUUAUUUGUCUGUUCUGCAUGGCAGGCGAUAAUCUGGCACGGGUAUAAUAGCGAAUAUUCUCAAAUUGAGAAAAUAUGGGUAAUACGCCUUGAGGUGUAUGCUAAACGGGUGGCAUUUGGAUCAAGCAACGCGCAUAUAAUUCAAAGCUUAAAUAUAGUCAAAACACGACAUUUUAUGUGAACUUGUAAAAAAAAAUACGACCGCAUGUUCAAAACCUCCUCAUGUCCAACUUUGAAAAAGGGCUACAUAGAUCUGCUAGGAAUUAUCAAAUAAUUUACCAUACCUUUUGCCGAAAACACCUUAGAGCGAUCAAAUUAAGGUUUCGAUAUAUAUGCGUAAGGAUGUUUAAACGUGGAUCGAUUCUGGUAUUAAUGGGAAGGUAUACUCUUUGUCCACAAAUUUUGUAUAAAGUAUAUGUAAUUGCUUACCACCUGACUUCGGUCUACAUUAUCUUUGAUGAACGUCCAAACUCGCCUUUCUUUGCUGGCAUUAAUGUCAAAUUUAUGUUCAGUCGUAUUUGUUAGCUGACAGUUCCAUUCAUUCCCCUCAGACUUCUCCUUAUAAUUGAAUGCAACGCAGAAACGGUGUUCUGCGCAAUUAAGGCCGCAAACCUCAUACGUUGGUUCUCUCAAUUGAACGAUGAUGUUUGUUUUUAAUCUAGUCACAUCUAAAAAAAAUACUAAUUUAUUCAUUCGCCGGUUUCAUAUGACGUCACGUGUUGGUCAAGGGUCCGUGGCAAGGGUAAAGGAGGGCUGUUAUGUUGUCUAUAUUGUUUUAUAUUGGCUUUUAGACCCAGUUUACACGGUACUGGAUGAAUUUGGGACCGGGCUGAAACGCGUACUUUCUCGCCUGUUUGGACACGAAUUCGUCCUGUUAGGGGGUUCUCAAAUUCGUCCGAUUCCGUGGUUUUAAUGUAAACGGAAGGCCGAAACGGACGAAUUUCACCCAGUUCCAAAUUCGUCUGGUACCGUGUAAAGGCUAAUUUGCACACCGGAAAUUAAGCAGCGGAUCGGACCGGAUCGGAGGUUUUUCCGAUCCGGUCUGAUCCGGCAAGCGAUUUCCAGUCAAACGACAAGUAGAAUGAUCGGAUCGGAAAAGGAAAAAAUGGAGCUCGUUCUAGUCUCACGAAUUACUAUUUUGCGCUUAUUUCAAAACGGUAGCGGCUCUGAACAAGCUUGGCCUUCAUCAGAUUAACAGAUUUGGUUACGUCGUCGCCAGCAAAGGAGAAGCAAACAAGAAAAAUACAAAAACAGCAUUUGGAUAAGAAAAAUUUUCCAGGAAAGAUAAUGGAAAAGUAAAUACCACUUAUUGAUAGAAUUGUUAAAGCUAACAUGAAUAUUUUUUAAGCAAUUUCGUAUGAAAGGGCUGUUAUACUAAAGAGCUGUUAUACUCUCCAGUUCGUGUAAAUUCUCCCUCGAAUUCUCCAAGAAAGCUCCUAAAUUAUCCUCCAUUUUGUAAAUUUUGUACAGGUAUUAUUUAAUUAUUUUAAUUUAUGUGAGAUAAUACGGCAUUUUGAUUGGUCGUCAGGUUUAAUCCUUGGACCGGACCAAAAAAAGUUGAAAAUAUUUCAAAUUUUUAUUAUCCGGCCAGCAACGUCGCCGGAUCAAUCGGAACCAAAAAUUUCUACUGAUGGCGCAUGCGCAGAGUUUGUUUUGUUCCGAUCCGAUCCGCUGCUUAUUUUCCGGAGUGGAAAUUAGCCUUAAACGGGGUCUUAUAAUAGUCGUAGAACUCAUUUACAUAGGAUGCCAUUUUGUUUCCUAGCUCUUUUGGUUGACUUUAUUUCAAUGAUUGACCCAAACUUGAGUCAAAUUAUGCUAAAAUAUCAAGUAAUCGAAACAAAUUAUCUCUAUUUCUUUACAAAACUUUACAAAACUUAUAUUUCGCGGUGUAUCCCAAAAUACGCGUGUAGUUCUAUAAUUUCCGAAAGACAUAUAAAGCAAACUAGGUCUUAAAAACGUUAGUUGUUUUGUCAGGAAAAAUCGCAAAUCAUAGAUCAUGAGAUACGUUACGGCUUUUCAGCUUUUGUAACCUGAAGCGAACGUCAACAACGCAGCUGAGAGAAUAAACACUUCUCACGCGUCACACGCUUACUUUGGAAUAUUCGUCUGCGAAAGACAUUCAUCUACAACUGUCACAAAAUGAUACAACGCACUUUUUAUUUUUCAAACAGCUUGUUGGUUCGCCAAGAAUAAUCGCAAAGCACAACCAAUGUAGGAAUAGAAAAUCCGGGCGGGCAUUAAGACUAUCAUCACAGUUCGUUUAGUCUGAUAUAAGCGAUGUUUUGUUUGUCUUCACACUGAAUCUUAUCCAAUUGACUGUAAAUUAUGCUGAAGUUUGAAUUAUGUCAAAAGCAGCCCAAUACCUUUUGCAAAAAGGUCUUGGAAUCGUUUUAUGAAAGAACGAUAGGACCCCCCCCCCCCCCCCCCCCGGAUAGUUUUGUUUAAGAUUCAAAUUUCAAGUAGUUUCAGAUUCAGUUUCAGAUUCGAGCUGAAACAGCGUUAGUCUGCGUAAAUCCUUCAAAAGCAGCAACUGUAUAAAUCGGCAGAUACACUGCAAAGAAAGACAUUCAUCUACAUUACUGUGCGCUUCAUUCUGUGUGGUUUUUAUUGCGAUUCAGCAAACCAUGUCCGCAGGGAAAAUCGCAAAAGAUUGUUAUUUUAGACUGCUCUUGUACAUGCAGACAUGGCUUGUCAAACAGUUGUUGUUGAUAACAUGUAUUAGUCCUAUUUUUUAAUAAAUAAAGGCGCGUAUCAAAUCUUUUCAAGGAGGACAUCUUUUAAUGCAUUAAAUCUGAUGAUAUGAAGAAGUGUAAGAGUUUGAAACACUUUUCUGUAGCUCAGGAAAAAUCGCAAAACACAACAUGUCACACUUCCGGUUAUAUUAACUUCCUGUACGUAAUACUAGAUCCAGUCUCCUACUGUUAUAUAAACACGCGUACUCACCAUAGCCGCCAUAUUGUAACAUAUUUUCAAUAAAGCUAGUUUCAAAUAAAACGUGCAAGUUUACAUGGUGUCAGGUGUGGGAUUGAUGACUAGAAGGUCUAGAAACCCAACACAAUAAGUACUUGGUUACUUGUUAACAAAAUGAGUGAUCUAGCUGGCUUUGAACCGCCAAGAAUCGAUUGGACACCCGGACCAGAUCUGCCACAACGGCUCAAGCGAUUUCGGCAGAAGUGUGAAUUACUGUUUGAUGGCCCUUUGAAAGAUCGAACUGUUAAGCAGAAAUGUCGAUAUGUUCUCCUAUGAGUAGGAGACUGGAUCUAGUAUUACGUACAGGAAGUUAAUAUAACCGGAAGUGUGACACAACAGACGAGUUGUAGAUUUUACAACCUGAAGCAAAGGCAACUGUAAAGUUAAUCGAAGAAAUGUUUCUCACGCGGCAUGCUUUAAAUGUGGAAGAUUCUUUUGCAAAAGACAUUCAUCUACGACUAUCAUAGAAUCCUAUAACGCAUUUUUUAUCGUCAAACAACUUGUUGUUUGGGCAGGAAAAAUCGCAAAUCACAACAUGUGUUGAAUUCAAAAAUCCGGACUAAUUAAUACUUAAAGAAAAAGUAUUAAUUAAUUAAUUAAUUAAUUAAUUAAACUUUCCCAAACGUUCGUUUAGACUGAUAUAAACCAAGUAUAAUUUGUCUUCACGACAAAAUUAAUGUUCACUAGCUGACUAGGAGUUAUGAUUAAAUGUUGAUAUGCUCAAAAACGGUCCUGUACUUUUCGCAGAAAAGGGUUUGGAAUCGUGUUAUGGAAGGACAACAGGAUGUCAGCCGCCCCCGGAUGUCUUUCGUUAAGAUUCAAAUUUCAUGUAGAUUCAGUUUCAGACUCGAGCUGAAACAGCGUUAGUCUGCGUAAAUCCUUCAACCACAGCAACGGUAUUAAACCAGCAGAUACCGCAAAGAAGGAGAGUCAUCUACAUUAUUGUGCGCUUCAUUCUGUCUGGUUCUUAUUGCGACUCGGCAACGCAUAUGCGUAGGAAAAAUCGCAAAAGAUUGUUAAAGUGGAAGUCAAGUCCGUAUGUAAACAAACGGUUUGUUUACAUUUUGAACUGCUGUAUUUUUUAAAUAUGAUGUACUGUCUGAAUAUCUAAUACAAUUUUGGUUCGCUAUGCUUCUAAAUGAAUAUGAAAUAGAGUUUAUGUUCAGAAAAAUUCGAAACAUUCGAAAUUUGGUGCAAUGUUCACAUUAGAGGUCCUCACAUUGUUAUGAGCAGAACCCUACCUCCUCCGCAGGCCCUUUUCCGGGCAAAUUUGCGGGCGGUGCAAAUUUGCGGGCCACUUGAAGAACAAUCUCGUUCCCAGAGUAUACCUGUUCGCGGGUUAUGUAGUGGCACUACAAAACCUGCAAACAGGCAUACUCUGGGAACGAGAUUGCUUGAAGUACAGAACAAGAACAGUUUAGAACUGAUAGAGCUAUCCAGUAGGUAAAAUAAAAUAUAAAACAACGGUAACUCCAAAAAUAAACAUUUUACUAAUAUUCUAGCUUUCGACUAAGAUUCAGUCAUCAUUCCUUUAUUAAAAUACUCAGUGGUUCCCGUAAUUUUAGAUAAAAUAAAAUUAGUUUAUUUUAGGUUUCCUCCUGUAGUUUUUAUUAUUAUUAUUAAAAAUUUUAUUUUACAACGCUUAUCCUUCAACACGCCUAGGUUAUUGAUUUCCAAGGAGCCGUUCACACUAUAUGAAUCUAUAUUUACAAAUGGAAGCAAUACAUAAUAAUUACAUAAUGUCAAAAUUAUAAAGAUGUUACACAUUAAUUAAACACCUAUUACUAGUUAUAAAAGAUAUAAAACCAUGCAAAACUGACUGGCCUUAGUUACAUUUACAUUUAAUGUUUAAUACGAUCAAGCGCAGUCUUAAAUUGCCUAAUUGUGGCAUCACUUGUUUUUACACAUCUUGGUAAAUUAUUCCAUGUUUUAGCACCAUUAUAGCUAAUGCUUUUUUUCAUAAAAUUUGUUUUAGGCUUUUGUAGAGUAAACUCGUUUCCGUUGCUAAGUAAAUUAUAAUUAAUGUUAUUUUUAAUUUCAAACAAGUUCAUCAAAUUCUCUGGUAAUUCAUUUCUCUUCGCUUUGUACAUAAAUACUAAACUAUUUUUUUCCCAAUGAUCAAAUAGGGGUUUCCAAUCCAGUUCCCUCAAAAUUUCGUUUGAAGCUGUCUCGUAUGAUCUGCCAGUAGUGACAUUGAACCAAUAAAGGACCACACUUACAUACCAUACUGUAGCAUACUAUACCAUACGAUAUCAUAUAUUACCAUACCAUACCAUAACAUACCAUACCAUACCAUACCAUACCAUAUCAUACCAUACCAUACCAUACCACACCAUACCAUACCAUACCAUACCAUACCAUGCCAUACCAUACCAUACCAUACUAUACCAUACCAUACCAUACCUCUAGUAAUUAUAUCCAGCAUAAAUAAAAUUGAUUUAGUUCAGGUUUUUCCUUUAGUACACUGGAACAGUCAUGAGAUGGCACUAACACGUGUAUGCUUGACGUCUAUGAAAAACAUUUUAAAACUGAUCGAAAUAACCAUUAUAAACAAAGUUAGUUAUUAACCAUUAUCUAUUUUUUAUUCCAGAUACAUUUUGGGUAGUAACAGAAGGUGCAGAUGGAAAAAUCAACUUUACAAUUCCUUGUCACUUCUCAAGCUAACAGUGCAGCAGUACAGCACGAAGCUUUUCUUUUCCAAGUAAAGUCAGUAACAUCCUCCGGACAGAGGACGAAUGCAGGCAAGGCAAGACGUCUAGCUCAGGAGAUUUCCUCACUGUCUACCACACUACCGUUGUCUUAUAGUUCCAGCGUGUUUGUACUGAAGAUCAGUGAUGAAGAACGACUGGACCUAAGCGCCUGCGGAGGAAGUAAUGCAGAACCGAUGCGCAGAACGGACUUACACUUAAAUAUUAUGCACACUGAGAUUGUUAUUAUGAAAUUUGAAUCUGAAACAAUAAAAUCCGGGGGGUUGAUAUCCUAUCGUCCUUCCAAAGAACGAUUCCAAACCCUUUUUCCGCGAAAAAUAUUUGCCUAAUUUUAAAGUAUUUUAAACUUGAUCAUCAUUUACAGUCAACUGGUGAAGAUUCAUUGCGAAAGCAAACGAAACUUCGCUUAUACGAGACUAAACGAACUGUGGUGAAAGUCUUAAUGCCCAUCCGGAUUUUCGAUUCCAACAGCGGUUGUGUUUUUCCUGCCAAAACAACAAGCUGUUUGAAAAUAACAACUGCGUUGUAUCAUUUUGUGAUAGUUGUAGAUGAAUGUCUUUCGCAGACGAAUAUUCUAAGCUAAGCGUGCGACGCGUGAGAAGUAACAUAUGAACAACGAGAGCGAGUGUUUCAUAACACGCCCCAUUCGCGCGUCAAUUGUCAAAAAAGAACCAGUGACAGCAACCCAAAUAUUAACAAACAAACUCGCAUUAAAAUGUUGCGGGGUUUUCUCUGCUUUAAUAUUCAAAAUAGAAACAAAACAAAUCAAACAAUGUGUAAAUGCCUGUGUUAAAACUCCAAAAAAGCAAGCAACGCAGUCAGUAAUUGCCAAAUUUACAAGUGCUCAUUUUCAACUAAAAUCGGAACAGGCAAAUUAAGACGAAUUUCAACAGAAAACCAGUCUCAAACUUCAAAUCGUGAGGGAAGUCGUGCGACAACAUCAGCAUUUAUAAUGUGUGCUUCGCUGUCGCCAUUGUUAUAAAUAAAUUGUCUCACUUAUCAGAUUGUGUGUGCAAUUCUUGUUGGCGGCGGAAAGUACGAAAUUUAUUUCAGUUAUUUCAUUUGGUGAGAACUCUAUACAAAAGAAGAGAGCGUUGAGAGUCCAGAUCGUUUCGUUUCAAACGGCAAUUGAAUACCGUCUUCUGUUUUGCUCUCUCAGCGAAGCCUUGUAAAUCGCAAAGUAUUUUGAAUAGGCUUACAUGCAAUUGCAUCUCAACAUCAACCAAAAGAUAAUUUUCUUGAGGAACAUAUAACGUAUCAAGUCUGUUUGAAAUUAAUGAAACUCAAAGUAAAGGUUACUAUAGUUUACCCCAGUCGUAUUAAAUGUUGCUAUUCCAACACCUCACGACAAGCAAUCCUCAUUGGCAUAACGGUAAAAACAUCUCUUCCUUCAAGUAAACAAUAAACAGUCUGUUCUUGUUCCAUUUGUAAUCGAAAAAAGUUAUCAAUUUUCGAAUUUUAACCUUAUCGAGAGCCUUUGUCUAUAUGCCUUUGUGAUGAAUCACUGACCUAAUUAUAGAAUCCAACAGCAAACAGCCAAUCAGAAUGCCGCGUUCGUGGGCGAACGCGGAAAGUACAAAAUACCGGGCCUUGCUUGCAGGCCCACCAUCAGUUCCCUUGGGCCUGCACGCGGGCUACGAAAAAUGUUGAUCAAUUCAUUUCCUAACUUUGAGGAAUUGCUCUGAACAAUUCCUCAACAAUUUGAUAAGUUCCUUAAAAAGUUCCUAACUUCCUGUUUCAUUGACCAAUCAGAUUGGUCAAUGAAACAGGAAGUUAGGAACUUUUUAAGGAACUUAUCAAAUUGUUGAGGAAUUGUUCAAGGAACUCCUCGAAGUUAGGAAAUGAAUUGAUCAACAUUUUUCGGAACGCUUCUAUUGGCACGACUGUAAUAAAGGAACUGUCACACUAUUGCGUAUCGUACUAGAGUAUGCCAGCGUAUGAAAAAUAUCACUCAUACGCCGGUAUACGCUGACAUACGCUAGGGGUACAUUAGGCGUAGGUUGUAUACGUUUCAAGCACGAUCGCGUACGGUGGCAUACGCUGGCAUCCGGCGAGAUAAAUUUUUUUUUUUAAGCAUGCUCAAACAUUUUGUGCGUAUCGGACGUAUGCUUUAUACGAUAAGCAUACUCUAGGCACAUGCUGAAUAUGCUAGAGGUACGCCAGAUGUACGGUACUCAUACGCUGGCAUUUCAAAGGAUUUUUGUGCGUACGAAAAUUAUUUCAUUAAUUUUCAUACGCUUCUCAUACGUUUCUCUCAUACGCAAUAGUGUGACAGGGCCUUAAGAAAGAGUAUGUUUAUGACAUUCAGUAUAUAUAGUUCAUAAUUCCAGCUGAGGGCCUAUUUAUAUGGAGGCGAGUUACCCGGCAAAGCGAGUUACUCGCCCAGGCGGCCGGGCCAAAACACAAAAAGGAUUUAAGUCGUUUGAAACGUUAGAAAACAUUACAAAACGUCUUCAAAAUACAAGAAUAAGAGCGGAAAAAUUCAGGGAAACUUAUCUAUCGAUUCGUAUGUAUUUUUGAACUACUGUAUUAUAUUUGAAAUGCAAAGCACAUACAGUUCUAUCUCCGGCGGCUGAGUUACAAUGAGGGCAAAAGUGUUUACAUGGAAAAUAUUCAUCUCGCCUAAGCGAUAUCCCGCCUCUUUCUGCGCGAAGUGACCUUUUUCUUUUGUCAGUCUCACUUAUUAUGUCUUCAAGACGUGGCAAAAUGGAUGCCGACAAAAGGAGAAAGGAAAACCGGCUUAAUUCAAAGGUCGCGAGUUCAAAACCCAGCUGCGGCAGGCAGAGUUUUCUCCUUCCGCGAUCUGGAAAUUGUGAAAUAUCUCACUCGAGAACAUUUUCUCCUUAUUAUUGACUAAUUAUUACUCUCUCAGAUUAAAAGACGAAAAAUUCAGAAUAGUGAAAAGGUUUUCAGUGUUUGCUGCACUCCUUUAACGACCGAAUGUGGAAGGUAAAAAUAGAAAAAUAAAAAUCAAUUAGUAUUUCUCGAGAGAAAUUUGAAACAUUGCAAAAUGUUUCGGUGUCCAUGAGAGAAUUUGCCGUCUUUUUCCAUAGUUGAAAAUAUAUAUCAAUGUUAUUUUAUUGGUUUUCAAAGAGCUAGGGUAUAAUAAUAAUAAUAAUAAUAAUAAUAAUAAUAAUAAUAACGAAUUUAUUGUAGCCUUCCAUUUUACAUGGCUCUUCAUCUACAAUGUAACUACUUAUUUACUACUUAUAUACUACUUAUAAUAUAUGCUACUUCUUAUCAUUAGUUAAAACAUUAAAAUAUUGUACAUGCACAUGCUAGAGUACUGGAACGUAAAAGUUAACCCAAACGUUCUCUUGCUUGAUCGAAGAGAAAUACUCUUGUUUCAGCACAAAAUGUUUCAAAGUUUUUCUCAGCCCUUAGGGUUUGAGGUAGUUUAUUGAAACAUUUAGCUGCGGAAUAUUGAAAUAUGUCCCGAUCAAUUGGUGUUUCUAAGAGAUCUUUCGAGCAAGAUCGAAGUCCACUUCUCCCUGGGUUAUAUAAUUUUAGCUUUGCAUAUUCUGGCCAAUGGUCAUAGUUCAAAGCUUUGAAAGCAGUUUUUAGCAGAUGCCAGUCUCGUCUUUCGAGCAGUGGGAGCCAGCCCAAUUUCAAAACAGCGUCUUCUUUUGAAAACUUUCCUGUGACAAAGCAUGCGGCGGAAGAUUGAACUCGCUGGAGACGCUUUAGUAGUUUGGCAGGAAGAGGAUAAAAUACCAAGUCACAGUAAUCGAGCUUAGAUAGUAUAAGGGUUUUACAAUAGAAAACAGAAUAAUAGGGUAUUACAAUAGAAAACAGAAUUCGGAGUGUCUAUUGUUUUGUGUUUUAUAGUAAUAGGGUAUUACAAUAGAAAACAGAAUUCGGAGUGUCUAUUGUUUUGUGUUUUAUUAAAGUAUUACAAUAUAGGUUUUGUUGAACAUGAAAUAUUUUUGGAGAUACAGUACAUACUUAUAUUUAUUUUUUAUCAGUGAAAAUGAAGCAAUCGGGUUGGCAAGGAGCCUUUAAGAGUGGGCCGGGUUUUUGCAUCCUGCGCGCCCCCUCUGAAACGCAACUGCCUGCAUGUUAGCUUCGUGUGAAAUGCAACUGCCCGCUCUGGUUUUCGCGGCAAAAACCGAGGCGUGUAGCAAUUUUUAACCUAAAAAACCAGCCCAAAAAGUUCGAAUAACAUAGCUAAACGAUGGCCAAAAUACGAAAAUAGAUUGCAUCAAGCUCUGUAUAUACUUGCUAAGCAGGAUGUACACCAGAAUUGACAAUAUUUUAAGAGAAAUGCGACUGAAAGCCAGAAAGCUGCUUUGUAUGUAUAAAAUGUACGCCGAGAAAGCUAUAUUUUUGUUUUAAAUGCUCAUCAUGUACCCAACCACGUUGCCGGAAGCAACUGAAUCUGUCAAAGCCGAAGCGCACGAGGCCUAAACUUUUUAUACCGAUGCUUUCUGCUACAAUAUUCAUGAAAAGCAUGUAAAUUUUACUGAAACUAUAUGUCAUUUUGUAUGUUUCUUGCCAGUUUCCUCGUAUUCGUGUCUAUCUUUCAACUUUUCACUUUUUUUGUCAGCCUCGCUUAAUUAACGUCUUUAAUUUUACAUCUGCUGAAAAUUAAAGACGUUAUUUACCGGCAGCGUCUGUCCGGAUGAGAAAAAAUGCGCCCUCGGUCUUGAACAUACAAUUUAUAAGCGUCAGCGAGCCAUAGAAAUGAUAUGUUCCGUUUGCAUAUAUAUAUCAGGAAGUUGCAUGCGGGAAACGUAUCAACGAGAAGCGUUCGCAAAGUUUGCCGCGGGUCGUUUUAAUUUUGAACCAAGAGUAUUUCGGCUUUGAACUACAAAAAACUAUAAAUCUUCUGUAAAAGUUCCAUUUUUUUCAAGUCCACAAAUUCAAGAGACUCACAGUAUAGUAUUUAAAACAAAUGUAUAAAAAGUAAAGCAGAUCAACUUACGGGCAUGUAUGAUAGGGAACGUCGCAGAUUGUCCCAUCGGAAUCAUAGUGUUAAGCUGUCCAGCUGUGAAGUCAUCCAGCACCUGAAACGCGAAAAAUAUUGCCACGGAAAUCUUCAUGAUUCGAAAGAAAUUCAUAUUGAAGCGACGAACUUCAACUUUCAACUGCGUUUUUUUCGCAUGGGAGAAAUAUAAUAUGACCGUGCCUCAUACGACGCGUUCGUGAGAAAUAAUGCGUUACAAUUGGCUGGUUUAUAGUAGGCCGCCCCAGGUGUUUGUAAUAUACAUGUCAUUUUUAAAUUACUAAGAACUCAAUCAUUCUUUUUUAACCUUAUGUUACUGAAAUACAAUACAAUACACUAUCAAUUUAUAAUAGACUGUUAUAUCCUCCUCAUUCCUUGUAGAUGGAAUUUUCGCCUAUAUAAUGCCUGAGGUAUAUAGCAUUAUAUUAGUUGAAGAAUUUUGGAGACAAAUUUGUAAACGAGUUAAUUUAGAAAUUCAUUUAACGACAAGACUUUAACCAUUGUGAAACAUUGGCAGAUUGCGGCGAAAUUGAGCUAGUUCAAAUAGCUGCAUUUUUAAACAAAGUUAAUUUUAUUAGUGCAAUUAAGCGUUUAUAGUCUAUUGUCAUUAACCUUUAGAUUAGAAUUUCAAGGCUCCAAAAUGUCGUUGACAUAGUAACCAACCUAAACACUCUAUCAACACAUUAGCAUGCAUAUAGCUGCAUUUCUAAACAAAGUUAAUUUUAUUAAGCGUUUAUAGUCUAUUGUCAUAAACCUUUAGAUUAGAAUUUCAAGGCUCCAAAAUAUCGUUUACAUAGUAACCAACCUAAACACUCUAUCAACACAUUAGCAUGCAUAAGGUUUUUAGGCUGAAAAAUUUCUACAGAAUUAAUUUACGCCCACAAUCAUUCUAUUUGAAGCCUACAUUGCAAGAAUAUACAAUAUGCAUUUUUGAUUGUCGGUUAUGACCUCUUACUCCGCAUAGACAAAAUUUUAAUUUGUCUCCUAAUCCCAAUGUGUAUAAUGCUUAUAUUAGUCGAAUCAUUUUGGAUACUAUUUUUUGUAGCGUUACAUUUUGUCCAAAAUAGUAGUAGCACGAGUUGAUUUAGCAUGCAUUUUAUUUAAAAGACGUUGGUGAAAUAUUUAAUUUUGCUUUAUAGUAGUAUACAGCAGGAAAAGGAAGCUCUCUAAAUGUUGCACUUCUUAGUACACGUUUCUAGACAGUACAGCUGUUGUUGUUUUUUUUUUACUUUUUCACUAUAACAUUGGAAACAGGGCAGAAUUGUCUGUGGAGAAAAAUAAUUCGUAAAAAAAAAUUCAUUUUGGGGAUUCUGUUCUCAACAACAAAAUAUCGGUUCUAUAGUUUUACGAAAGCAAAUCUAGUCCAGUUGACACCAGAAAUCGCACUCUAAGCAGAACGCAUUGUGACCAGUUGUUCAAAAAAUUAUACGUGCCAUGCAUGCUGGGCGGAUUGACAGUUUCAUGAAGAGUUGUAAUAAUUUCUCAUUAACCUUAUGUUAAAGCAAAGAGAGUUGUUCCCCUAGAUGGAAUUUCAAUUUUUCGCCUACAUAAUGCCUGAGGUAUAUAGGAUUAUAUUAGUUGAAGAAUUUUGGAGACAAUUUUUUGAAGCACAUUAUAAAUAAGUCAAAAAUGAAAGCACGAGUUAAUUUAGAACUUCAUUUAAAGACAGGACUUUAACCAUUGUGAAACGUUGGCAAAUUGCGGCGAAAUUGAGCUAGUUCAAAUAGCUGCAUUUCUAAACAAAGUUAAUUUUAUUAGUGUAAUUAAGCGUUUAUAGCCUAUUGUCAUUAACCUUUAGAUUAGAAUUUCAAGGCUCCAAAAUGUCGUUUACAUAGUAACCAACCUAAACACUCUAUCAACACAUUAGCAUGCAUAAGGUUUUUUGGCUGAAAAUUUCUACAGAAUUAAUUUACGCCCACAAUCAUUCUAUUUGAAGCUUACAUUACAAGAAUACAAUUGCAAUAUGAAUUUUUGAUAGACUGUUAUGAACUCUUACUCCGGAUAGACAAAAUUUUAAUUUGUCUCCUAAUCCCAAUGUGUAUAAUGCUUAUAUUAGUCGAAGCAUUUUGGAUUUUUUUUUGUAGCGUUACAUUUUGUCCAAAAUAGUAGCACGAGUUGAUUUAGCAUUUUAGUUAGAAGACUUUGGUGAAAUAUUUAAUUUUGCCUUAUAGUAGUAUACAGCAGGAAAAAGAAGCUCUCUAAAUGUUGCACUUCUUAGUGCACGUUUCUAAACAGUACAGCUGUUGUUGUUUUAUUUCACUUUUUCACUAUAACAUUGGAAACAGCGGCAGAAUUGUCUGUGGAGAAAAAUAAUUCGCAAAAAAAAUUCAUUUUGGGGAUUCUGUUCUCAACAACAAAAUAUCGGUUGUAUAGUUUUUGAAAGCAAAUCUGAUCCAGUUGACACCAAAAAUCGCACUCUUAGCAGAACGCAUUGGGACCAGUUGUUCAAAAAAUUAUACGUGCCAUGCAUGCUGGGCGGAUUGACAGUUUCAUGAAGAGUUGUAAUAAUUUCUCAUUAACCUUACGUUAAAGCGAAGCGAGUUGUUCCCCUAGAUGGAAUUUCAAUUUUUCGCCUAUAUAAUGCCUGAGGUAUAUAGCAUUAUAUUAGUUGAAGAAUUUUGGAGACAAUUUUUUGAAGCACAUUAUAAAUAAGUCAGAAAUGAAAGCACGAGUUAAUUUAGAACUUCAUUUAAAGACAAGACUUUAACCAUUGUGAAACAUUGGCAUAUUGCGGCGAAAUUGAGCUAGUUCAAAUAGCUGCAUUUCUAAAGAAAGUUAAUUUUAUUAGUGUAAUUAAGCGUUUAUAGUGUAUUGUCAUUGACCUUUAGAUUAGAAUUUCAAGGUUCCAAAAUAUCGUUUACAUAGUAACCAUUUAACCAACCUAAACACUCUAUCAACACAUUAGCAUGCAUAAGAUUUUUUUUCUGAAAAAUUUCUACAGAAUUAAUCAUUCUAUUUGAAACCUACAUUACAAGAAUACAAUAUGCAUUUUUGGUAGACUGUUAUGACCUCUCACUCCCAUGGGCGUACCAGGCGGGGGGGGGGGCGGCAGCCCCCCAGUUUGUUGGGCAGUCGCACAAUAUUCGCUGAACAGUCGGGCAAUAUUGGUUAAUUAAAAAAAUAAAUGGAACAAAUUCUGUAAAUUUUGUGGACAAUUUUGUGAUGUUUCCAAAAUUUUUGUAGGUUCCGGAAAAUUUUGAUAUGUCCGGAAAAAAUUUUUGACCCCUAAAAUGUGACACUGACCGAAAUUUUAUUGGCGACGGGGGGUGGGGAGGUCGCGAAAAUAAAUUCCGGAAGAAAAUUUUUCGGUACUUGUCGGGCAAAAUCCGGAAAAGUCGAUCAAAUUUCUUGCCGACCCCCUAAAUUUUUCCAUCCGGUACGCCCAUGCUCACUCCGCUUAGACAAAAUUUUAAUUUGUCUCUUAAUGGCUAAAAUCCCAAUGCAUACACCUUAUUUAUUCGUUUAAGCGCCGCGGCGCUCUUUAAAUUUUUAUAGCUUCAGAUGCGGCGCUCAUUCGGGGGCGGCGCUCAAUCGGGGGCGGCGCUCUUUAAUUAAAAAAUAUUUUAUUUGUGAAUUAUGACAAGAACUUUUAACUACAAACUAGACAAGUUUUAAAAGGUUUUUGUCACUAAUGCAAUGAUCUAUUGGGAUCAAGAAACUACAGUUUUUCAAAACGCCAUCUUUUUUUUCAUUAUGCUAACCGCGUGGUUUUCACGCGUGACGCGCGAGCGUGAAAUACUAUAAUUUCCCACAGCAGAUCUGCCGUGCGAUAUUAUCAUACCUCGCGCUGCUUUGCGUGAACAUGGAUUUGAGUGAAAUACCGUUACAAAUAACAGCGUCACGUGGUGAAAAUUUUGUUUUAUUGAUUGGGUAAUUUUAUUUGAGGGAUAAAAUAAACAUAUAAUCGCAGCAAAAAUAUACCGCGGCUUUAAGUGAGGCUCAUACACGCAGUCAAUUUUCAAUACUCUGCGGCUUAUUUAGGCCUUGCUUUCAACACGCGUUUUAUUUUAGCAGUGGCUUGCGAUCAAAUUGACUGUACAUGUAUAUACGAGUGUUUAUUGGUUAAGUACAAAAUAUUUCUUGAAUCUUUGGUCGUCAGGUGACCUCACGAAUCAACAGCUUGAUUUAGGCGAACUGGAUAACGUGAGAUAUUGAUUAGCUCAUAAUAAUGUAACUAUUGUUUUGUUUUGUGCUGAAACACCACGUGUAAUUAUCCGACAAAACUUUCUAUCAGUCUUAGCAUCUAAUCAUCAUUAGCGCAAAUAUUAUAAUUAGAUUUGUUAAUUAAAUUAAAUGCACUAAUGACAAUCCGAAGAAGCUUGUGUUUCCCCAAAAGUAAACACAACAAUUCUAUUCAUUUUCAUUGUGCAAAUAUAAAAAAAUAAUUUAAUAAUGCUGCAACAAUUUUCAGACACUGAACUUCGAAACCAAUCAACUUUAUUUAAAUUACGCCAACAUUUUACACUCGUUGAUUAAUUAUAUUACUAUAUUUUGCUCACGGCACAGAAGGUAUAAUUACACAGGAGUAAUUCUAAGUAGAUGUUUAGGGUAAGUAUAUGAAAUUAAUAUCUCAAACGUUUUUAGGAAGCAGUUAUAUGCCUAUCAACAUUGGUAAUUAUAAUCAAAAGUUCUCAACAAUACAUUAUCUGUAAUUUGAUAGCCGAGUGAUAUCACUAGUUAACCAUCUUUCAUUGAAGGUGUAUUAAUAACGGGUCUAGCUAUUUUGCGGGCCGCGGGCUGCGGGUCAAUUUUUGCGGGCUGCGGGUCAGUUUUUGCGGGCUGCGGGUUAAAACAAUUGCGGGCCGCGGGCCAAAUUGCUGGCCUAACUAAUUUUUUGUUGCAUGCCAUAUAUGUUGCAUGCAACUAUAGGCGUACGGGAUGGGGGGGGGGCAGGGGGGGGCAGUUGCCCCCCCCAAAAAGAUUACAAAGUCGAAAAUUCGGGCAAAUGUUCAACAAAAGUCGGGCAAAAAGUAGUAAAAGCAACAAAAUCUCUCUCAAUAAUAAUCCCAGUUUGUUGGGCAAACAAAGCCAGUUUGGCAAUAUUCGCUUAACGUACAGUCGGGCAAUAUUAGGUUAUUAUAAAAUAAAAUGGGACAAAUUGUGUAAAUUUUGCGGAAAAUUAUGGCGAUUUUCGGGAAAAUUUGUUUGAUGUUCCGAAAAAUUUUAGUAUGUCGGAAAAAUUUUUUGGACCCCUAAAAUGGUACACUGACCGACAUUUUUUUGGCGACGGGGGGGGGGUCACAAAAAUUAAUUGUUCCGGAAAAAAAAUUUUCAGCACUUGUCGGGCACAAUCCGAAAAAUUCGGGCAAAUUUCUUUCUGCCCCCCUAAUUUUCUCCCGUCCCGUACGCCUAUGCAUGCAACUUUCAUAUAGCUCUAAAUUUCGUGUCGCGGUGAGCGGCGGUGAGCGUACCGGUCACGUGGAAAUUCGUAAAAUACGACAAAUACCGAGUUUUUCCGACAAGCAAUUCAUCACUCAUGCUCGAGGAAAGAGAAAGAAAAAUGUUUGAGUGUUCGCGGAAAAUGUACAUAAUUGAGCGCCUUAGAAAAAUAGAUCAAGGUAGGUAAAGCUUUGAUGGUUUUAAUUUUCCUUCUAUUCUGUUAUUUGUUGUGAUUCUGGAGCAGUUGUGUUUGCAAUGAAUGAUUAUUUAUCAGCCGUUUUUAAUAUUUAAUAUAUCAAAGUGACUAUAUGACCGGCAGCCGGUCACGGUUUAUCAAAUACUAAAUGGCCGGCAGUCUAGUGACUAGGGUCUAGCUUUUUUGCGGGCUGCGGGUCAGGUUUUGCGGGCUGCGGGUUAAAACAAUUGCGGGCCGCGGGCCAAAUUGCUGGUCUAACUAAUUUUUUGUUGCCUGCCAUAUAUGGCAUGCAACUUUCAUUGGCGAGCGUACCGGUCGCGUGGCAAAUUCGUAAAAUACGAAAAAUACCGAGUUUUUCCGACGAGCAUUUCAUCACUCAUGCUCAAGGAAAAGCAAAGAAAAAUAAUUGAGCGCCUUUAAAAAUAGAUCAAAAUAGAUAAAGCUUUGCUGGUUUUAAUUUUCCUUAUAUUCUGUUAUUUGUUGUGAUUCUGGAGCAGUUGUGCUCGCAAUAAAAUAUUAAUCAUAAAAUGAAUGAUUAUUUAUCAGUCGUUUUUAAUAUUUAUAUCGUGAAGCCUGGCUACGCUAUCAAAAUACUCAAUUUUUUAUAUAUGCUCAAUAUAUACUAUAUUGUGUGCAAAACUUCAAAACUACAGUACAUUUUGUAAAUAGCAUGAAAUAUAUUAAAAUAUCAAACAAAAUUCUCAUUAUACUAUUGAAAUUUAAUACAACGAAAUAGUAUUCCACGUCGAUAAUUUCAAUCAUAGUUUAAUAAUUAUUUUCAAUCUAUAGUAAUUCGCCGUUUCCAUGUUUUUUUUAAUACUUUCGAUAAAGCUACAAUAAAGCUAAAUUUGUAGGAAAUAACAUUAUUUAGUUAUAAAAUAGUAUAAAAGGAAUUCUAACAGUCAAUCGCUUUCGAUAAAACCUUGACCUUGUUUAUAUUAUCGUCGUUUGCAACUAGCGAUGAACAACGUGAGAAUCUUAAGUUUUCUUAUUUUGACAUAAUAGCUAUUUUACAAUAAAUAUAUUGAUAUUAAACUUAUUGAAUCAAUAUUUUAAGUUUCAGGCCAGUUGUACCAAAAGUUAUAAGCGGUAGCGCAUUAUAACCAGGGCACAGAAAGGGUCAUACAGAAGCCCAAUUUCUUGGUUUUUCCUAUGAUUUUCCAAUGAUUUUGGCGGUUAGCACUUUUUUCCAUCCAGCAAACCGCCCUAUCGAUUUUCUAAAGUCGUUUUUUUGCAUUUUUUUAUUAAUUCGAUUAGGAUUAGAGUUAGGGUUGGGGUUAGGGUUAGGGGUUAGAGUAGGGACUAGGUGUAGGGUUUGUGUUAGUUACAUAGCCAUUUAAAGGCCGCUUUCCAAUUAGGAAAAAUUCGUAUGCAUAUGAUUACGAAUAACUUUAGACAUAGAAUAUACUUCAAAGACAGAAAAUUUUGAAUAAUAUUGUUAUUUUCUUUACAUUUUGACAAUAUUUUUUUAAAAAUUCGUCAGGCUCGCAACUAGACCCGCGGCUUGCAAUCGUGUUAGCAUUUUUCUGCCCGCAGCCCGCAUUUUUCUGCCCGCAGCCCGCAAUUUUUGGCCCGCAGCCCGCAUUUUUCGGCCCGCAGCUCGCAUUUUUCGGCCCGCAGCCCGCAUUUUUUGGCCCGCAACCCGCAUUUUUUGGCCCGCAACCCGCAUUUUUUGGCCCGCAGCCCGCAUUUUUUGGCCCGUAGCCCGCAGUUUCGGCCCGCAGCCCACAACCCGCAGAAUAGUUAAACUCAUUAAUAACUACUUAUUAACCGAGCGCAAGGUCUUUACAGAGAAAUAUCGGACCGAGGUCUUUUUUGUACAGACCGAGCCCGUAGGGCGAGGUUUGUACAAAAAGACGGACAUCCUAAAUUUCUUUGUAAAGAUCGAGCAAGCGAGGUUAAUAAAAAGUUUAUUAUAUGGAAUUUAUAGGCAUUUAUACUCGAGAAAAAUAUGAAAUGCAUGAUUUGAAAUGCAUAUUAGUAGCGUGGUACACAUUUGAUCGAAGAAAACAAACAUUACCAAUGUAUUCCUUCCUUUCCACUUAAAGUGCCUAUAUCAUGGUUUUGGAGUUUGCAUAUCUCGUACGUUUAGGGUAUUUUAAGGCACUUUGCAACUAUAUUUUGUUAUUGAAAAAUUUCAUCUUGAUGGAUUUAUUAGCUCUUAAAUUUAUCGGACAUGACAUCAAAAGGAGAAUUGCAAAUCAGUUUUCCUUUGUAUCAUUGCAACGAAAUUCUCCUUUUGACGUCAUGUCCUGUAACUUUAAGAGCUAAUAAAUACGUUAUUUUCGAUAUAUUCAGGCUUUCUCGGGUUUUAUGUGACGUCACUUGGGGGACUAGUCAAGGAUAAAGGAUGGCCUUUAUGUUGCUUUUAUUUAUUGGCUUUUUUUAGUG
Messenger RNA from Paramuricea clavata, 32746 nucleotides. The record is from the annotation of a GenBank genome assembly. NCBI's taxonomy places the organism in Eukaryota, Metazoa, Cnidaria, Anthozoa, Malacalcyonacea, Plexauridae.